Messenger RNA from Xyrauchen texanus (razorback sucker), 5439 nucleotides. RefSeq names its product sodium- and chloride-dependent GABA transporter 3-like. The record is from RefSeq and is a predicted model, not a curated record. Lineage: Eukaryota; Metazoa; Chordata; Actinopteri; Cypriniformes; Catostomidae. The transcript is spliced from 15 exons. The coding region runs from base 1655 to 3508 and encodes 617 amino acids. Gene Ontology annotation, cellular component: membrane. Gene Ontology annotation, biological process: sodium ion transmembrane transport.
UUACAGUAACUUGACUUUGAUUUAAAUAUGAACUUUUUCUUUUAUAAAUAUUACAUUUUUGAGAACUGAGUACGAUACAUACAGUAUAUUCUUAGAUAUGGGAGAUCAUAAAUUAUUUAAAAAAAAUAUUGGAAUUCACAGAGACAUGUGUUUUUGGAAAUGAUUAUGAUUUAUGAUUGAGUCACGAGUGGUAAGGUAAUUGAUUGUAUCAUCAAUGGUUAUUUAAUCAAAUAAAAAAAUAUGUCCAAAUGCCCAUGAAUUAAAAUCUACAAGGCAAAUAUGAUACAAAGUCUAACAGUAAGAAUUUAAGUAUCACUAUUUAGCUCAAGAAAAUAAGUAAUUUUACAUUGAAGGUACAUACGAAGAAGCAUAAAUGCAGAAAUCAGCAAGUUGUGUCUCAAGGGAGUCUUUGCCAGCAUCUUUGGUGGCCUUUCUCUAUGCAGUGUCCUGCCUUAUUCAGCUUUAAAUGACAACUGACCCUUAAUUGAGGGGUGUAUAGUGCCACGGUCACUCUUUUCCAUGCUACUCAGAACACUAGGGGAGCAAAAAGCUUCCCGCCAUCCAAGCAAUUCUUUCUGUUGAGAGACCAAGCAAGCGGGUGUGAAAAAAUAUUCAUGAGACUCAUUAGGGUGAAUGAAGAAAACAUUUGUAGCAGCUUGCAGCUUCAGGCUAAAGUCACCAGACUAUGUCAAGAUAGUGUGAGUGAAUGAAGCCCGUUGAUAAGGAACAUACAGCCUUUUCCCCAGAGUAUACAAUGUAAAAUACAAUAAGAUUUUUACAAUUGAAACCUUUUGAGCCUAUAUUCAAUGUUACAGCAAUUCUAAUUCAGACAAAUUUAACUUGUCAAAAUAGUUGCUUUACAUUGUAUUUAAUAGUAAACAUUAACAAACAAAGCUUGUAAUAUUAAAAACAAAAGAGAGUUUAGGCACUUGUGAACUAAGAUAGAGCACAAACACCUCACUAACUCUUAUAUGGCUGAAUUCAUCUUUACUGUUGAAGGGCUGCCAGUAUCAGUUCCCAACCUUUAUAAUGGUAGACCGUAAGUUAUAGGGUCAGCCUAAUGCUGUUAGAAACAGAGGGGAAAAAAUACUGAAAAUAACAAUAAAAAGCUACCUAAAAUAAAGAAACAAACUAAUUAAUUAAAAAGAAAAAUCUGAACAAAUGUAUACAUUACAACCAACCAAUGACAGUAAAUUACAAUAAAAAUAAGCAACUAAUAAUAAUAAUUAUGAACAAACAAUUAAUAGAUUAAAGCAUCUCAUUUAUAUUAAAUACUGUAUAAAUAUAUUUAAAAAAAAAAUCAAUGACAACCAAAAAUAACGAUAAAUAAUAAAACGUUAUUAUUAUUACUGAGUUUCUUCCUCAGUGUGUAAUGUUUUGAGGAGGUGUGAGCUGUAGUGUGAGGUAGACUCCAGUGGUAUUGGACACAUGGCUAUUUUCCAAUGAGAGGCGUUGGACAUCAGAUCAGGGGCUCUGAUCACAGCAGUUGUAGGUUGCCCACUGUCACAGUCACAGAUUUUCACAUUUCUUCUUCUUCUUCUUUUUUUUUUUUUCUCUCUUAAAUGAGCUCAUAUUGAAUCAUCUAUUAAAGCAGGUGGUUAUCGGGAGAUCUAAGGAGGGUUACUGUUCCACCUUUACCGGCUGUUAGGACGGCAUGACAGCCGAAAAGACGAUUCCCAUAAUCAAUGGAAAAGCAGAAGACACGAUGGAUCCCGAGGCGUUGAACCCGAGCGCGGUGCGCAGCAAUGAUAAGAAAGUGGUGAAUGAGAGGGGGCAGUGGAAUAAUAAGGUUGAGUUUGUGCUGUCAGUGGCUGGAGAGAUUAUCGGCCUUGGCAACGUUUGGAGGUUCCCAUAUCUGUGUUACAAGAACGGUGGAGGAGCUUUCUUUGUGCCGUAUGUCAUAUUCUUCAUCUGCUGUGGUAUCCCAGUCUUCUUCCUGGAAACAGCAUUGGGUCAGUUCACUAGUGAGGGGGGCAUCACAUGUUGGCGAAAGGUCUGCCCACUUUUUGAAGGCAUUGGCUAUGCGACCCAAGUCAUUGAAGCUCAUCUGAAUGUUUACUAUGUGGUCAUAUUGGCCUGGGCUAUUUUCUACCUGUUCAACUGCUUUACAACAGAGCUGCCCUGGGCAUCAUGUGGUCACUACUGGAACACGGAAAACUGUGUGGACUUCAACAAUGAAAGCAUUGCCAACCUCAGCAACCCAUAUGCCACAUCACCAGUCAUUGAGUUUUGGGAACGCCGUGUUCUCAGCAUAUCCUCUGGAAUUGAAGAAAUCGGCAGUCUUCGCUGGGAACUUGCUAUCUGUCUUGCUAUAGCCUGGGUCAUAUGCUAUUUCUGCAUUUGGAAAGGUCCCAAAUCAACUGGAAAGGUGGUGUAUGUCACUGCAACCUUUCCUUAUUUCAUGCUGUUGAUACUUCUUUUGCGAGGAAUCACGCUGCCUGGUGCUACUAAUGGAAUUAAGUUCUACCUGUAUCCUGACAUCUCUCGUCUGUCUGACCCUCAGGUGUGGGUGGAUGCUGGCACCCAAAUCUUCUUUUCAUAUGCCAUCUGUCUGGGCUGUCUGACGGCGCUUGGCAGCUACAACAGCUAUAAUAACAACUGCUAUAAGGACUGCAUCAUGCUGUGCUGUCUAAACAGUGGCACAAGUUUUGUGGCAGGAUUUGCAAUCUUCUCUGUGCUGGGCUUCAUGGCGUAUGAACAGAAUGUACCAAUAGAGGCAGUGGCAGAGUCGGGUCCUGGUCUAGCAUUCAUAGCAUAUCCUAAGGCUGUUACCAUGAUGCCAUGGUCUCCUUUGUGGGCCUGUCUCUUCUUCAUGAUGCUCAUCUUCCUUGGACUCGACAGUCAGUUUGUGUGUGUGGAGAGUCUUGUGACUGCAAUUGUGGACAUGUAUCCUAAAACAUUUCGCGUGGGCUACCGGAGAGAGCUUCUCAUCCUUGGCAUGUCUGUGGCCUCGUUCUUCCUGGGUCUAAUAAUGUUGACAGAGGGUGGCAUGUAUGUGUUCCAACUCUUCGACUCAUAUGCUGCCAGUGGUAUGUGUCUGUUAUUUGUGGCCAUCUUUGAGUCCAUCUGCAUUGGCUGGAUCUAUGGUAGCGACAGAUUUUAUUUGAACAUUGAGGAUAUGAUUGGAUACAAACCCAUCUUCUUUAUUAAAUGGUGCUGGAAGUUCUUCACUCCAGGCAUCUGUGCAGCCAUCUUUCUGUUCUUCUUAAUCAAGUACAAACCUUUGAAGUAUAAUAAUGUGUACAAAUAUCCUGACUGGGGUUAUGGCAUUGGUUGGAUGAUGGCCAUGUCUUCUAUGGUCUGCAUCCCUCUGGGAAUCUUGUUUCAGAUCUGGAAAACAGAAGGCACUUUCCGUGAGAGAAUCAAAAAGCUGACCGCCCCCAGCUCUGACCUGAGAAUGAGGGGUCAACUCAGGUCCAGCAGUCCCUGUGCUAUCAAUGAUGCUGAUGCCAAAAUGAGGGUGGAUGGCAAAAUCUCCACCAUCACAGAGAAAGAGACACAUUUCUAAACCAAGGAUACGGACAUCACUGACACGAAAGAGAAAAAAGAAGAAAUAAAUAUAUGUUUGCCUUUAUUUUUAAAGAAAGAAAACUUUGAUCACAUUUGUAGUCUUGCUUUUUUGCACAAACUGGUAACACAUCACAAUUUAACAUCAUGAUUGAAACUGUUUUGUAUCAGAGUGUAUCUAAAUCUAGAUAAAAUGUUGUCGUAUUGUGUCACAUUAAUCAUUUCUGUUCUUUUAGAAAGAUGCCAAGGUAUAAUGUGCUGUGAAAUGUUGUAACACAUUGACUCUUGGCCCUGUGCAGAUUACUGUAGAGUUAGAAUCUAAUGGGUAGGAGAUCUGUUGAAGACCAUUCCAAAUGUUGGCUGUGUGUUUGAAGGUGACUCUCUGUGUUGUUGGUUGUGCUGUGGUUCUCUGUCCUUCAGCUUGCUUGACUCGCGGGGCGAGCAUGACAUAGCAAGCCCUUUCUCCACGGUUUCUUUAGCGGCUCAAAUACUUGGCCAUUUCACACCAAUUAAACUGAGUUUAAUUGAAGGUGACAGACCAAGCACAGUUUAUCACUUUUAUAAUUUCUGGCUAAGGGUCCAGAGAGUCAUUCAUACACACUCUGUAAGUGCAUGAAGUUAAAUCUUUAUACUGUGAUGCUUUUGUAGCCUUUAAAGGAAUAGAGCACCCAAAAGACAAAUUUCUGUCACCAUUUACUCACCCUCAUGUUAAAUCCUCUAUUUUAAACAUAACAACAAUCUUCAAGAUGCUCUUUUAUCAUACAAUGUUUUUUGGCACCGUUUCACGGCCAGCCCACCAGGAAAAAUCCUGUUUCUCCCUAUGGCCAUUCUGCCCCUGACACUAUAUACCAAGUAUUCUGAAGCUGUACAAUGGCUUUGUGUCAGAGACAGACAGAAAUUUCACAGACAGAAAGUCCAUAUUUGCUAAAACAUCACUCCCUCCAUUGCAGCUAUCAGACUAAAAAUAAUGUAAUUUGGUUUUAUAGGUCAAACCAGAUGCAAGGUGUCUUUACAUACUAAGUUUGAAAAUGUGCACACACAUAUGAGUUUGGAUAGCUAUGGUGUUGUCAUCACACAAAGCUAUCAUAUUAUUUCAGAAGAUUUAGAAUAUUUUGCAGAAAGUCACACAGGUUAUGAAUGCCAUGACACUACAUUUCGGAAUUUAAAUUUUUGGUUGAACUAUCCUUUGAGGGGAGUUUGUUGGCCCAAGAGUGUUUAUUUUUAUUUAUUUUUUAUUCUUGUCAGCAGAGGUUCAGAUAAAGGUUAGGUGUGCAUGUUGGGAAAACAUUAAAGGUAUAGAUACAGUAAAGAAUAGAUGUAUUUUACUGUAUCUAUUUGGUGUGGAAAGAUAUAAAUGGAAAAGUGCAAAGUAUAAAUGGGCCCAAGAAUUUAAAUAAAUGUAAAGAAGCUGAUCCCCUAGGAUAGAGUACAUGCGACAAGGCAGUAUGAUGUAUUUACAGUAAUUUUUACCUGUUUAAUUUCUGUUUUAAUGGAUUGUAGCCAAGUUAUUGACAUCCAUUCGUUAGAAAGCAGUGGAAAUGUGUUUGAAUGACCCUAGCAAUCCAACAGCCUUAUGAACCUACAUCAAUUUGUGCUGGAUCUGUAUUUUCACAGUUCAGAGCACUAUUGUGUUUAGUGUAGUGUCCCCAGGAUGCACAGCAAGUCCUUUGCACAUACGUGCAACAUUUGGACUGGCCUGUUUCAUUGUGACAUCAUCAGUUUGUGAAAGUAAACUUGUUUGUUUUAAUGGGAAGUUAACUUUUCAGAUAUAUGUAUAUUUUUUACAUUGUGUUACUUUUUUCUGUACUAUUUCUUGUUGAAAAAAAAAUUGAUAUGUUGACUUUUGAUAUGUUAUUCAACAAUGUUAUAGACUUAUGAUGGAAUUGAUAUAUGUGCUGUUUACACAGAGUUUGGUAUUCACAGGACAUGAAU